Calliphora vicina (urban bluebottle blowfly) is the source of this 1323-nucleotide messenger RNA. Its product is annotated as luciferin sulfotransferase-like. Gene Ontology annotation, cellular component: cytoplasm. The record is from RefSeq and is a predicted model, not a curated record. Bases 81 to 1064 code for a protein of 327 amino acids. Gene Ontology annotation, molecular function: sulfotransferase activity. Lineage: Eukaryota; Metazoa; Arthropoda; Insecta; Diptera; Calliphoridae. The transcript is spliced from 5 exons. Gene Ontology annotation, biological process: sulfation.
AUCUCCCUGACUAAGUGCAAAAUAUUUUCACACAAUAUAAUAACAAAGCCUUACAAUUGUGUUGCUUUAGUUCAAAGAAAAUGUUUGUAGUACGAGCACAUUCCUCGGACAAUAUAGAUAAACGUCAGGGACGUCCAUUUGUGGAAAUAGCCGCAAAUGGGAUUAAUAUACCUUUGGUGGGUGAACAAUGGUUGGAACAUUGGUGCUCCUUGCCCAUAACAGAAGAUUUCUUCAAAAGACUUUAUGAAUUUCAAGUAAGAGAUGAUGAUGUCUAUGUGGUGACAUUUCCCAAAUGUGGCACUACCUGGAUACAAGAAACCACAUGGCUGUUGGUCAACAAUUUGGAUUUUGUUAAAGCUAAUGCAGAGGAUUUGAUUACUCGCAGUGUUUUUAUAGACUUAAUUGCUUUGUAUACUGAAAUGCCUAUUGACAGCAUUGAAUCGGCGGAUAAAGCUAGUUCACCCAGAGUUUUGAAAUCUCAUUUGCCCGCUCAUUUGAUACCCAAACAAAUAUGGGAAAAGAAAUCGAAGAUCAUUUACUGUGCUCGCAAUCCCAAAGAUAUGGUCGUUUCAUAUUUCCACUUUCAUCGUGGACUGGGUACUUGGCAGGGCGAUAUUAACGAAUUUGUGGAAGAUAUCAGCAAUAACGAUAUCAUGUAUUCUCCCUACUGGGAGCACUUUAUGGACUUUUGGCGUAUGCGUGAGGAAGAAAAUGUUUUUUUUACCACCUACGAGGACAUGAAGAGAGAUUUGAGAGCUGUUUUAAUAAAACUAAAUAAAUUUUUGAAGAAACCCGAUUUAAGUGAGGAGCAACUGCAGCAGUUGGAAAAGCAUUUAUCAUUUGACAGUAUGAAGGCCAAUAAACGUGUCAAUCUAACUUAUAGCAUAAAAGCCGGCCAUGGAAGUCCAUAUGUGCGAGAAGAUUUUCAAUUUAUGCGCCGCGGUAUUGUAGGCUCUCACAAGGAUGAAUUAUCUCCCCAAAUUCAUAAGAAAUUGGAUGCUUGGAUAGCAGAGCAUUUGAAAAAAUAUAAUGUUAAAUUAGAGGAUAUUUUUGGAAGUAUUUAAAAUACAAAAAUUAAAGUUUCAAACACCGUACUUGCGUGUGAUAUUUAUCUCUUAUAAUUUCAGAGUUAUAGGCAUUUUAAAAUUUUGCCAUACUUUGGUCCGCUUUUUUCAAAAUAAGGGGCGUACUUUUGGACCGAUUGAACUCGAAUUUAAGUUAGAGAACAUAAUUACCAUUAAUAAACAAUAUAUUUCCUAGCAAUACUAAUUAUGGAUCCAAAAUAUACGAUUUUCAAUAUAAAAAUUCGAAAAAUAUUAAAAA